Dendronephthya gigantea is the source of this 2228-nucleotide messenger RNA. RefSeq lists its product as uncharacterized. The transcript is spliced from 2 exons. The record is from RefSeq and is a predicted model, not a curated record. Lineage: Eukaryota; Metazoa; Cnidaria; Anthozoa; Malacalcyonacea; Nephtheidae. Bases 1 to 2172 code for a protein of 723 amino acids.
AUGUCACUAACUGGAAUGAUACUUGACGUGUCUCGGUCUAUGCGGGGAAAAAUUAAAGGCGAGCCGGACGAAAGAGUUGGGCCUUGGGCUCAAUCGAUAUUUCAAGUUAUUGAUUACUUCAUUCACGAUGAUGCAAAGGUAUUCGCCAUCGGCGUCGGGGCAUUAGUUGCUGGUCGGCAUGCCAAAGAAAUAUUUGACGUUAUCGGAACUGUUGAGCAAAUCAAAGCGAUUGUGGAAGAACCAGCAACUAAAGAAACCAUCAAUGACAUUUUCGAUAUUCUCCAGAACAAUGGCGCCCGCAACAUACGAAUAUGGGCAAGAGAUAUAACACUCAUUCAAAAAACAGUAAGUGAUUACAAGGCGAAAACAAUUUUGCUCAAUUUAAAGGAUGACAAGGAUUUUUUACGUACGUUCGUCCAAGAUAUUUUGCCACACAGUGUUCGUGACAGGGAACAAGAAAGAAAGGAUGAGGGUGUUUCUGGGACAAAUCAGGGUGGAAUCAAAAGAAAUGCAUUAACUGCUUCUCUUAUGAGUCGUAUCAGACCAGCAAACGAACAGGAUAUUAAGGAUGUUGUAGAGAAAGCAAGAACUUACCUUACUUCAAAAGGCAAAUGGAAGUUAAUUAAUAAUUUCGGCCAAUUAACGGGCACUUCGAAGCAAAAAACAAGGCACUCUCUGGCCAGUGGCAAAGAUGUCCAUCUGAUUCUACAAGACGUAGAUAUAUAUAAAUCGAUCUUCAGUGUGCACGAUGCUUCUCGCAUUAUUCAUGGCUAUAUUGGGGAAACAAAAGAACUUUCUUCAGCCCGACAAAGAGAGCUUCUGACCAGCAUCGAACCCUUCAUUUAUGGCCUAACACCAUUAUAUCAGUCGCUCAAAGUCGCCGUAACUCUGUUUAAACGGGAAAUUUGUGAGAAUAAAAUACUUUUCGUGUUAUCGGACGGUGAGCCAACUGACGGAAAAAAUGACGACACUGUUCAAAUUGAACAAAUUACUUCCCAGUUUAGGGAUGCUGGUGUCAAAGUCGUGACGUGUUUUAUCACGAGAUCCACUGAUAUCGAACCGAAGCGACUGUACGACAAAAUGGAAAAUGAUUGGGAGCCUGGAGCCAAGUUCCUGUUCUCGUUGAGCUCUAAAGUAUCAACACAACUCCUACCAAGAGCAAUUUUGGCGAAACGUGAAUGGACGCUCGAUAUCACCAACAAUGAAACGAAGUUGUUCAUUCAAAUCAAUCACCCAGAUAACCUAAGGGAGUUUUGCGAAAUAAUUAAAGAUGUGUUGUUUAGCCAAGAUGCACUUCCCGAGCUUCUUGCUUCUGUUGACCUGGAUAUGUACAUCAACAAAACGACAACUACAUUUACACCAAAGAAUCAACAGAAGGACACGUGCUACGCGCACGCAGUAGCUGCUGUGCUUCAUUUAGCAAUGCAGCGAAUCUACGGUCGCGACGAGGGCUGUCCAGAUUUUCACACGUUGAAAGAUGAAAUAAUCAGGGCCUAUGGAGAACGUGGUGCCAAUACCUGCAAAGUUCUAAAAAACAUUUGCCCGCAAUAUCGGUUAUAUAGCGAAGAAGUAGACAUCAUCGGAGCAAAGAAGGCCAUUGUAGAGAAACGCUUUGUUGUUGCAAGAUUUCGUUUAACUGAUGAUGAAUGGGAGAUUUUCUCUAGUUUUUACAAACACAAUCCAGCUGGUGUGCUCACGCAAGAGGUACUUGAUGUUCGUAAACGUCCAACAUCUGAAGAAUCUAGCACAUCUGGUCACGCCGUCGUUUUGACAAGUUACAACAGCAAAUGCUUGACCUUCAUGAAUUCCCAGGGAGCAGAGUGGGCCGACAACGGAUUCUUCAAGAUACAAAAUGACCAAGUGCUUCAGUUAGAAUUCUUUGAUGUUAACUGGACGUUGAAUGAUCUCAGCGAAACAGAGAAAAAAAAUUACCAACAACGUGGGUACGAAUUAACAGCAAAGUUAACGAAAUCAUUAGAAGGCUUACAAAAAGGAGCCGAAUACACCUGCCCGAAAUGCAAGAAAGAAUCGCCGGUGACCAAAUUCACUGGAACCAUUUCAAAGGUUUGUUGUCCAAGAUGUCAUAAAGAAUUUUCCACAUGGGACAACGCAAGCAAUAUUCUUGCGCUAAGCAUAUACCUCGUAUCUAAAAGCAAGAGCUAUAAUAAGUAACUUCUAACUAUCAUGUGUCGCAUGGAUUAAAGGCUCAGUGCAGCUUUAGAAUACUU